This is a messenger RNA of Fusarium keratoplasticum, 1722 nucleotides long. Its product is annotated as Beta-lactamase domain-containing protein. The record is from RefSeq and is a predicted model, not a curated record. Bases 1 to 1722 code for a protein of 573 amino acids. The transcript has 4 exons. NCBI's taxonomy places the organism in Eukaryota, Fungi, Ascomycota, Sordariomycetes, Hypocreales, Nectriaceae.
AUGUUGUUCAAGUCGACUUUGCUUCCCUUGGUGUUGAUGCUUGUUGGUGAUGGCCUCGCUGCAAAGAACAACCACUGUCCUCCCCUAGGCCCAGUCCUCCCAGCGCCGACAAGUCCAAGCACCAACAAUGCGGUCAAAACUGCCGUCAAGACUCUGACCGAAGGGCUCAAGGCUCUCACGGGGUCGUUUAACAACACGGCCAUGUCAAUCGGCAUGGUGUCCCUUCAUGAGGAUGAGCCGAUUCUCAAUCUGCACCACACACCGGCGAAUCUGGAUGCGCGUGGAGUCAAAGAGGUUGACGCCCAUACGGUGUAUCGUAUUGGAAGCGUUUCUAAGGCUUUUACUGUUCUUGCGGCGCUCAAGUUGUCGGGCGUGAGGAUGGACGACCCUGUGACAAAGUAUCUUCCUCGAUUGCGAAAAUUGGGCAAGCAGCAGGACAAGAAGAAUAGCAUCACCGUCGUCGAUUGGGAUCGUAUUUCGCUACAGGCGUUGGCUUCGCACAUGGGCGGUAUCCCGGCGGACUUGGCUACUGAUCUGGCGAGCUUCCCCAUCGACUGGACCAAACUUGGUCUUCCCGAGGCAAAAGACGUCCUUGGGUGUAUCGGCUUUAGUGGUGUCAAGGCCUGCACUGUACCUGACUUUUGGGCCAACUUUGGCAAACGAUCCCCGGUGUACUCACCCUGGAGCAGUCCGAUCUACUCAAAUGUCGCAUUUCUGAUUCUUGGAUUGGUGAUUGAAGAAGUCUCUGGGCAAAAGUUUGAGGAUUUUGUUCAAGAGAAGGUACUUGACGUGGCCGGCAUGACGAGCACGACUUACACCAAGCCUGAGGACUCUGUCGGGGCCAUCAGUCCGGGUGACGUCUACUGGAACGCAACCUUGGGCAUCCUAGACCCGGCUGGCGGUUAUUACUCCUCCACCAAGGAUCUCCUCGCAUUCGGUUCAUCCAUCCUCAAGAACAAGCAACUCACCCUUAAAGCCACCCACAAAUGGCUCAAACCCGUUUCCUUCACCACUUCUCGCGGCAUGUUCCUCGGCGCGCCGUGGGAGAUUAUGCGCUCCGACAACGUCACAUCCGACGAGCGACUCGUCGAGUUCUACACCAAGGGCGGAGAUUUGGGAACUUACCACGCGCUCGUCGCCAUGAUUCCAGACUAUGACAUUGUUAUUAGUAUUUUGACGGGCGGACCUGAGACUUCGGGUGGGGCUGUGCAGUUGCUCUUUUCGCAGGUUGUCACGACAAUGUUGCCUGCGAUUGAAGCUGCUGGCAAGGCACAAGCCAAGGCAUCAUUUGCUGGGAAGUACAUCAACAAGGAGACUAAUUCGACACUCGUUCUCGAAGUCGAUGAUGAAGGUCCAGGAUUAAACAUUGCAAAAUGGACAGUUCGUGGCACAGACGUCAGUUCCCACUGGCUCAACUACCUCUCUGCCAUCUCGUCAAGCCUCCCCGAGAUCCAAGUCUCUGCGCGCCUGUACCCGACGGACCUGGCCGCAGGAGAAAAGGUCGCUUGGCGCGCUGCAUACGAUCUUGGAUCACCGGAAGAGAUCGCACAGGCGGAUGCGCAACUGUUUUGGAAGGAUGCGAGUUGCUUGUCGUGGGGGAUGGGUGAUAGGGCAGUGCAUGAGUUUAAAGCGUUGGAUGAGAUGGUAUUUACAGUGGAGGAGGGGAGAUCUACAGGCGUGGAAUUGGUGGGGUUCCAGACGAUCUUGCGGAGGGUGGGAUGA